Messenger RNA from Amoebophrya sp. A25, 860 nucleotides. The record is from the annotation of a GenBank genome assembly. NCBI's taxonomy places the organism in Eukaryota, Dinophyceae, Syndiniales, Amoebophryaceae.
GCUUUAUGCGGGGUGGCGUUUAAUUGAGGCGGAGGCCUAAACUGGAAGAAUGGAGUAGGGGAGAGAAACAGAACAAGCAAAGAGAUGGGUACUGUUUAUUACAGUUUGAUGGUCAUACUUUUUGCGCAGUAGGCAUAAUAGACUCUGUUGAGGCAGAAACGGGUUUGGUUGAAUAGGGACAGGAUGUAGAGUCACGUAGACGUAGCCUCUCCAUCUUGCUCUUUGUGGGUUAAUUGAUUCACGUGAUCAUCUGUGACGUUACCAAACGAUCAGGUUUUACAAGAACUGCGAACCGUUCUACCAAGAACUCAAAAAAUAAUCGGUCAAAUGGAUGGCAGCUAGCAAUACGGGUGAUGAAGUGUCUUAGGUGGGAAGAAAUAUGUACAUUUCGAUACAACUAGACUAUUAUAUGGUUUUCAAUAAUUACAAUUUUGGGAUAUUGCAAUUCUAAUUUACUUUCUAAUUGUCUGCGAAAAAUGGAUAGAGAACUUGAGCUUGUUUUUGAAUUUUCUCUCAGGAGUUGAGAAUUGUCGAAAUAUGUCUACGAAGGUCGAAGGACGAUCCACCUAGGUAACAUUUUAUUGUCAUUCUCACUCCAAGACUUCAAAAUUGGAAUUCGAGUCAGUAAGAAAAUAUCCUCAGAAUGUAUGAAAGGAAUCGAUGAUAUGAAAGUUGUCUUUUGACAGGGUAGGAGUUGGUAACUCGGUUGCCAAAUCUUCUCUGUCUUCGGACGGGUCAAAAGUAUCUAUGCGAGAUGUGAAUAAACUAAAGUUGUGAGUAUUGAACAACUUGCUAGUGCUAGUCUGUCAGAUAAAGUGGAAUGAAACGCGGGUUCUAUCGAAUGGUUCCGUGUACGGGUG